GCGAGGCUUGGCAAGAGUGUUGCAGGAAAAAGGCAAAAGGGGAAGAGACGUGGCUUCUUCUUCUUCUUCGUCGGUUCCCGGAUCUCAGUCGCCGCAGAAGCAGGGCAAAGCCAUGCAGCACAAUCAGGGCCCUGCAGCUUCCUUGGUCACCAGCAGACCUCUUCAGAACACUAACACAGGGAUAGAUAUGUCAGUCCCAGAGUACCAGGAAAUCCGUGGAAGGAUGCUCUCUGGCCAUGUGGAAUAUAAUAUUGUUGUUGUUACUCAGGUGGCUGCAUUCAAAUCAGUGAAGCACAAACCGGAAGAUAUCAUCCAGUUUAUGGUCUCUAAAAAGUACAGUGAGAUUGAAGAGUUUUAUCAAAAGCUGGUCACACGUUAUCCACAAGCCUCUUUGCCACCGCUGCCAAGGAAAGUGCUGUUUGUUGGGGAAUCUGAUAUUCGAGAACGGAGAGUUGCAUUCAAUGAGAUCAUGAGAUCCAUUGCAAAGGAUACAGGUCUAGCCACAAGCCCUGAAUUACUGGAAUUCCUAGGAACCAGACCCUCUAGCAUCAUUGAUGUUAAGGGCAAAAACCUUCCUGAUAAGGAAGAUGAAGAAAAUGAAGUAUUUGAUUUCUUUAAAGAAGAGAGGACAGACAAUGUAAUUCCUCAAUUCCCUUCACCAAAAGAGCAAGAAGUGAAAGUGGGAAAAGAAGAAGAAGAGGAGGAGGAGGAGGAGGAGGAGGCACAAGAAGAUGUUGAUCCACUUGGUGUUCUCAAAUCUAAAAAGACCAAGAAACCCAAGCCUUCUCCAGCCAAAAAAGACAAGCCAACAUUAACAAUUUUUGAUGAAGAGGCAAAUCCAGUUGAAGACUUGUUUGGCUCUGCUAAAGAUUUUCCAUUCAGUAGCAACAAGAGGAUGUUGGCAGCCAAGGAAAAUCUGAAAUUAUUUGAAGAUCCAGAUCUUGGUGGAAUGGUAGCUCUUGGUGACUCACUGUUAUUGCCAACUGCCUGUGCAAGCCAACAACAGGCAUUGAGCACCCACCUUGAAGAGGACACUGAGGAGCUACUGAGAGUGGAAGAUGAUUUUGAGAAAAUGUGGAAACCCAAGCCGAAGGUGCCACCUAAGCCAAUAGUACCGAAGAAGCCUCCAACAACAGCCCCUAAAGUUUUCUUAUCAACAACCUUGAAAGCAAAGCCAGCAGAAGAGAGGAUUCAAGACAUGGGUGGGGUGGAUAUUCUCAAGUAUAUUCAGGAAAAUGAAUCUGUCAGCAGUGAAGAACCAAGUCUGUUCUGAAAAACAGAGGAUGAUCCUUCUCAGGGAGAUGUCCCAACACCAGCCUUCUGCAUGUAGAUGGAAAGAGUUUUUACCCAGGGAUCUUGGUUGCCUCUUCACACACUGCCUCAUUUUGACAAGGAGAGAAGGGUGUUGCUCAGUUAAUGUACUACAGAGCAAUUGUGGUUUAAUCAAUGAUGCCUUAUUUUUUAGAGAAUUUUAACAAUUGAGUUGAAAAAUCUAUGCCUGUGUACUACAGAUAUCACUCAUGCUACUGAAACAUUUUCAUAUAGCAUAGCUUGGGCCAAAAUGAUUCUUUUGCUGAAAGGCUAUAUGUGUUAAGAAGGAAUAAAGGGUGCAGACAAAACAAUGUGGGUGGGAAAAUAAUAUUAAAUAAACGUAUGGGUUGUUUUUUUUUUAACCUUUGUAAACUGGAAGCAGUUUAACUUCUUCAUUUUAUCUGUCCUGGAAAGAAUUUGGUGGAAACUGUGGCUGAAGUGAAGUCCUGCUCUACCAGGAAAGAUAAGAAGGCAAUAACCUGAAAUAGCAGAUGUUUGAAGACCAGCUGUGGCAGCUACAAAAGCAUUCAUUCUGGUCAUUUCCCUCAUUUGGGUGGGCCUGCCUUCACCCCCUAAACUGGUGAGGGACACUAUUCAGUUGUCAGUAUGGCCCUAAGAUUCAACUGCCAGCCUGGUUGCCUUCUGUACAUGGAAUGGUGUGGGUGGCACCAUUUUUUCAUUUGGCCAGGGAGCAAAGUAUCUUGGGACAACCUUGGCUCAUAGAUUAAGUAUUUUCUCCCCUAGACCCAUAGCUCCCUUCCAAAGGUUAUGGCACAAAAAAAAAGGAACAACAUUACUUAAGAACAUAUCCAAGUGGUUUUCUGAGAGUAGCAUCCAAAGUCCUGGUUUGACUUCUCCCUGCCCCCUUAUGCACUGGAGGCAAUGCACAAAGACCUCCAGAACUGGGGAGCAGCUUGUCAUGUAACCGAUAGAAUGAGAGCAUCCUAUACAGUGUUUUGAUCCUGGAUUUUCUGUUUUUAGUAUCUUCACAGACUGGAGAUAGCCCCAGCCUCACUCUUAAGAGAUACACUCUACUAUUUGUUACUAAAUGAUUCAAUUCUUUUGUUCCUGCUUGGAGGGAUUAAGCUGUACAUUGGACAGAAGGAGGUGAAUUGCACCUAGAUGCACCUAGUGAAGGCUUAUGGAUAUUUUAUGAGUUUGUGUAAAAGCCAUCUUAAAUGCCAGUCUCUUGACCCAUAUGUAAAUAAUUAUAUUUUAUAUUACUGAAUUAGACACAAUGGUUUUCUGGGCAUUUUUAAAAAAUCUCAUUUGUACAUAUACCUGUCCAUGACUUUCUCAUUGUAUUCAGCUCAGGUGACUGAGGCCCACAGAAAAUCUUAGAGAAAAUUGAAGCCAUAUCACAUAUUUCUGAAACUAUAUUGCUGUCUUAAUUGCCUUUUAAAUAUAGACCAAUUGAAAAGGGAAGAAAAGUGUUAAAAGCUGUUUGAAUAAAGUGAAAUUAUUAACUAGU
Molecule: messenger RNA, 2782 nt
Organism: Sceloporus undulatus (fence lizard)
Lineage: Eukaryota; Metazoa; Chordata; Lepidosauria; Squamata; Phrynosomatidae
Gene: HS1BP3
Product: HCLS1 binding protein 3
Exons: 7
Coding region: 113-1273 (386 amino acids)
Molecular function (GO): phosphatidylinositol binding
Source: RefSeq, a predicted model, not a curated record